AUGAACAAGGACAAAGAGGUAUGGGAAUAUUUGAGGACAUUUAACAUAAUCGGCCUCACGGAAACAUGGACAGAGGAAAGCAAAUGGGAAAGGGUAAAGCAUAGACUGCCCAAGGAAUACGACUGGAAAUGCAGGGCAGCAAGGAGAGAAUGGAGAAAGGGAAGGGCAAAAGGGGGUAUAAUAACAGGCGUAAACAAAAAUCUGAGGGAAAUAGAGUAUAAGGAAAUAGGUGACGACAUAGUAGAAAGAAAAAUAAGGUACAAGGAGAAGAUAUAUAGAAUAGUGGUGGUGUAUAACCGGGACAAGAAAAGGACAUGGAAAGAAACGGAAGAAAGAGUAGAGGGGAGGGAAGAGGAAGUGACGAUCAUAGGAGGAGACUGGAAUGCAAGAACGGGAGAAGAGGGAGGGCUGAUAAACGAGGAACUAGGAAAAGAAAAGAGCAGGAGAUCAAAAGACAAGAAAAUAAGUAUGGAAGGAAGAAUGCUGCUAAGGUUGCUGAAUGAAAGAGGCUGGACGAUAAUUAACGGUCGAGACAAAGAAGGAGACGAGUGGACCUAUGUGGGGGAGAGGGAAAAAUCAAGUCCGUUGCCGUUGGAAAUAGAAAUAGAGGGACCAGAGUUACAAAGAGAUGAGGAAAGAAAAGAGGAAGAGAAGGAGAGAAGGGAAUGGACAAAAGAAAGUGUGGGAAGAUAUUUAGAGGAGUGCAAAGACUGGAUAAGCAGAGGAAGAACAGUAGAGGAAAUGUGGGCAGAAAUUAAGAAGAAGAUAAACGAGGCAAUACCAAAGAAAAGAGUAAGGAUAAGAAAAUGGAGCAUAGGAGAAAAGAAAGGAGAAACAGGAAGAGGAAGAGAUGGAGAAAAUCAACAAGAUCAAAACAGAGCAAGAAGCAUAGAAAUCGUAGACGAGGAGAUAAGGGAAGAGGAGUGGAAAAAUCAUUUUAUGGAAACGUUAGAGGGGACAGAAAACAAAGAGGACAGAAGAACAGAGGGGCGGAGAGAGGAGGAGGAAUCAAAGGAGGAGAGAGAAGACAACAUAGAGAAGGCAGAGGUAAUAUUCCAAAUAAGAAAAUUGAAAGAGAAAGAAUCAACGGGGCAAGAUGGCUUGGAAAACGAGGUAUGGAAGUAUGCGUCGAAGGAAGUGGGGGAGGCGUUAUGGGUGAUGUUAGGAAAAAUUUGGAAUGGAAAUGGGAUACCCGAAGACUGGAGAAAAGGCGUGAUAUGUCCGAUUUACAAGAGGGGGGACAAGGGAGCAGUGAAAAGCUACAGAGGGGUCACGAUAAUGGACACGGCAUACAAGAUUUAUGCAGGAAUUCUUGACGAGCGGCUGAAGGUGGAAAUCGAAGACAAGCUGGUAGAGAGCCAAUUCGGGUUUAGGAAAGGAAGAGGAGUGAUAGACGCAGUGUACGUACUGAACUAUAUAAUAGAUAAACAAUUGAGCGGGGAAAGAGGGAAGCAAUCUGCAUACUUCGCGGAUCUAAAGUCAGCGUUCGAUAGGGUUAACAGGAAGAAACUGGGAGAGAUAAUGAGGAGAAUGGGGGUGAACGAGAAGUUAACCAGAAGGAUAGAGGAGAUAUACGAGGAUACAAAGAACGUAGUGAGGAUCAGGAACAACAACACAGAAGAGUUUUGGACGGUGAGGGGAGUGAGACAAGGGUGCCCGCUGAGCCCGACAUUAUUUAACAUCUAUGUGGCAGGGCUGGAAGAGGAAAUGAGGAAAGGGCAAGUAGGAGGCAUAGUGGUAGGAGACAGGAAGGUAUGGUCAUUAUCAUACGCGGAUGACAUUGUAUUGAUAGCGGACAGAGAAGAGGAGUUAAAGGAAAUGAUGAAGAGAUUUAAGACAUUCCUAGAGGAAGUGGAACUGGAACUGAGCACCGAAAAGACGAAAUUGCUAGGCUUAGACACAACAACGCCAGACUACAUCCUGAGAGAGGAGUGCAAGAUAGAGGAAAUUAGAGAAAAGGCAUUGAAAAGAGCAGUAAGGUAUGAGGAGAAAGCCUUGGAAUCGAAGAAGGAAUUAGUGAAGGAAUGUAUAAAGGAGAGAGAAAGGUAUCGGGGAAAGGGCCAAGAAGGGAAAAGAGCAAGGAAAAGAAAGAUGAGGCUAGAAGAGGCGAGAGAGGGAAGGACUCAGGGAGAGGCAGAAGAUAGACAAGAAAGGAUGACAGCGAACCGGAUCAUAGAAGAAAGAAAGAAAAGAGAAACAGAGGAGAGGGAGAAAAGAAUAAGGGAAUCUAAAUACAACAGAUACUACAGAAACAUAGCGAAAGAAGGACUACCAAAGUACCUAGAAGGAAAGAUGAAAUGGGAGGACAGAAGUAUGGUAGCAAGAUUCAGAUGUGGUAACGAAACCAGGGCAAGAGAACACUGGAAAGAGGAGGAAGAAAGAGGAUGCAGAUUAUGCAAAAAAGGAGAGAAGGACCUGAAGCACGUAGUAGAGGAAUGCGAGAUUACAGGAGGAGCAAGGAACAUGGGAGAAGUGCUGAAGGAGACUGGAGGAGGACUGGCAGAACUGAAAGCGAUAAUAGUGAAGAGAAGAGCAGCAGAAGAGGGGGAGGAACGACAGGGAGGGAGCACAGCAAGGAAGCAAAAGCCAAAGAAGGAUAAGCGUUAG
Molecule: messenger RNA, 2607 nt
Organism: Bombus huntii
Lineage: Eukaryota; Metazoa; Arthropoda; Insecta; Hymenoptera; Apidae
Product: golgin subfamily A member 6-like protein 22
Exons: 4
Coding region: 1-2607 (868 amino acids)
Source: RefSeq, a predicted model, not a curated record